AUGGAGACCCAGCGUGCUUUCUCAUCCUACCGAAAGCGUUUCGGUACCCCUGGCAGCUCCCCAUCUGUGGGAGUCGCCAGCCGUCUCAGCACGGGCCGAAUGUCUCUCCAAAGUAGCCCGCGCCACCUUACUUCCAGCCCUGUCAUCACAUCUCGCUUGUCCCUGGGUGGGGAGCGUCUGGACUUCCCAGCCGACUCCUUGCUGAAGGCCCAGUACCGCGAGAAUCGCACCAAUGAGAAGGUGGAGAUGAUGGGGCUGAAUGACCGCUUCGCCAGCUACAUUGAGAAAGUGCGCUUCCUGGAGCAGCAGAAUAAGAUACUGGUGGCAGAACUGAACCAGCUGAGGGGGAAGGAGCCUAGUCGCUUGGGCGACAUCUACCAGGAGGAGCUGAGGGAGCUGCGCAGGCAGGUGGAUGGCCUCAAUGCUGGUAAAGCCCGAAUGGAGAUAGAAAGAGACAACUUGGCCUCAGACUUGGUCACUCUUAAACAGAGACUUCAAGAUGAGACUGCCCUACGGCAAGAGGCAGAACAUAACAGCAACACCUUCAGACAAGAUGUGGAUGAAGCAGCUCUAAACCGCAUGCAGAUGGAGAGGAAGAUAGAUGCUCUGCAGGAUGAGAUCAAUUUCUUGAAGAAGGUCCAUGAGGAGGAGAUGAGGGAGCUGCAUGAGCAGCUGAUGGCCCAACAGGUUCAUGUGGAUUUGGAUGUGUCUAAGCCAGACUUAACUGCUGCAUUGAGAGACAUAAGAGCUCAAUUUGAGACCAUGGCCACCUCUAAUAUGCAGGAGACUGAGGAGUGGUAUCGCUCAAAGUUUGCUGAUCUGACUGAUGCAGCCAGUCGGAAUGCAGAGAUUUUGAGACAAGCAAAGCAGGAGGCCAAUGAUUAUCGUCGACAGAUACAGGGCCUGACCUGUGACUUGGAAUCUCUUCGUGGGACUAACGAGUCCCUGGAGCGUCAAAUGCGAGAGAUGGAGGAACGUUUUGCCCUAGAGUCGGCUGGUAACCAGGAUACUAUAGCUCGUCUGGAGGAUGAGAUACAGAUGCUGAAGGAGGAGAUGGCCAGACACUUGCAAGAGUACCAGGACCUGCUAAAUGUCAAACUGGCCCUGGACAUAGAAAUUGCCACCUACAGGAAGCUGCUUGAAGGAGAGGAAAGCAGAAUCACAGUUCCGGUGCAGAACUUCACUAACUUACAGUUUAGAGAGACCAGUAUGGACUCUAAGCUGACUCCAGAGGCACAUGUGAAGAGGAGCAUAGUCGUGCGAACUGUUGAGACUCGGGAUGGGGAGAUAAUUAAAGAGUCAACUACGGAGAGGAAGGAUUUGCCGUAAUCAGUCUCAGGAACGGGAUUGGCUGCAUUGAAGAGUACAGAUUAAUGGCACAGACUUAAUUAACCCUCACUAAUACUUCCUGGAUGUUGUGAUCAAAACUAAUCACUUUCACAUGUCUGAGUCCUUUUCAAACUGCCUUGCUUUCUGGUGUUCUGUCAUUUACUUAUGAACAACCGAGUAAUUAGGGCGACUAUACUGUCCUCUAUAGGCAAAACACAGUAACUACAACAACACUGAAAUGGGGUAAAAUGGCUUCAGUGGCACGUGGUUUUAAUGUGGAUUUUGUAGCUACUGCAAUUUACACUUUGAUUUUUCUGAAUCUGUGCAUAAUUGAGCCAAACCUGUCUGUCACAGAACAGAUCAUAGUCUAAUUUCAGUCAUAUUUCAGUUAUGAUAAAAUGUGUAGUUACUGUGAUUUGCUUUUGCCCAAUCGGACAGCAUGAGCAGAAAAAACAGGGCUUUUUACUGCUUGUAUCACUUUUGCUUUAUUCUCUCUCUCUUUAUCUCUCUCAGUGUUGUGGAAAGAGUCUUAGUGUGAGAGUAGACUAGUUUAUCUCUUGCUGUGCCAUUGUUGGAUGGAUGGAAGAAGUUCUGGUCUGAACAAGUAGUAGUGGUGGGUGGGCGGCAUAGUUGAGCAAUAGCUUUUGUCAAGCACAAAUUUAGAGAAUACAUUCAGAAAUGUAAAUGCAGUCUUUAAGGAUUAUGUAAUAGAUGAAGAAGAGCUGGAUUUGGAAAUGGUAGUUUUAAAUGGUCAGUGUUAAAGUAAGGCAGAAGGGAACUGUUAAAGCAGGAUUUUAAGGGGAUGGAUUUGUCAGUGGUGCUAUUUGAAACUUUUAUCCCACUUUAAUGAUCGUGCCCCUCAUAAUGAAAUCACGUCAUUCUAAAACAGUGGCUAAUUAAUCUCUUUGGGCCCAGGUUAAAGAUGCUUUAAAAAUCCAGUGAAGCACUUGAUUGAAAGCUGUUGAAAUCUGAUUUAACAUAUGGUAAAUUCUAAUCAAAUUUGAAUGUUCACUGACAGUAGUGUCUUACUAUCAGGGCUGUAGCAAGGUAAACCUGAAUGUACAAUACACUGGGCCCUGUUCCUAAUAAAACGUUUAGAAUUUGUUGUGGGUGGACCUUCGGGCCCCUAGAAUCGUUACUACCUUUCACCCCACUAGCUACGGCCCUGCUUACUAUUCUCUGUCUCUUACUGAACCCAUGUUUACAUACACAUCUACUCACAUAGUGUUAACCAUCAUGUUAACUUUUUUGUCUUUUUGACUUAUUGUGAAAAAAUACUGUUAAUUAACAUUGAUCUUUUUAAUCCAAGAGGGCUCAUUUUAACACCACUCUUGCCUAUUGAAUUUAGGAUGUCACUUCAUUGUUGCAGUUAAUAGCAAUAAAAAACACUU
Molecule: messenger RNA, 2720 nt
Organism: Xyrauchen texanus (razorback sucker)
Lineage: Eukaryota; Metazoa; Chordata; Actinopteri; Cypriniformes; Catostomidae
Product: glial fibrillary acidic protein
Exons: 9
Coding region: 1-1329 (442 amino acids)
Biological process (GO): intermediate filament organization; regulation of chaperone-mediated autophagy
Cellular component (GO): cell projection; intermediate filament; cytoplasm
Molecular function (GO): structural constituent of cytoskeleton
Source: RefSeq, a predicted model, not a curated record